Arachis duranensis is the source of this 486-nucleotide messenger RNA. RefSeq names its product DNA-directed RNA polymerase III subunit rpc4-like. The record is from RefSeq and is a predicted model, not a curated record. Gene Ontology annotation, biological process: transcription by RNA polymerase III. Gene Ontology annotation, cellular component: RNA polymerase III complex. Lineage: Eukaryota; Viridiplantae; Streptophyta; Magnoliopsida; Fabales; Fabaceae. Gene Ontology annotation, molecular function: DNA binding. The transcript has 3 exons. Bases 1 to 486 code for a protein of 161 amino acids.
AUGCAUACUGUUUUGAUAGAACUCCUCGAUGAAGAUUCAACAAAUCCAGCAAAGGAACUUGGCCUUUUGGAGGAAAACCCGGAGACAAGUAUGUUCUUGAUCCAGUUACCAGCAGCUUUGCCAGCGAUUAAAGGAUCAGCUUCUUCUGGAGGCCAAGCUGACAGUGAGAUCUCUUCUAAACCUCAAGGAUCCAUGAAAAAAGUGAAGCCCUGUAAGUUGAAUGAACUACCACCUGGCUUCAUGGGCAAAAUGCUUGUAUACAAGAGUGGUGCUAUCAAGCUGAACCUUGGCGAUACUCUUUAUGAUGUUUCCCCCGGUUCAAAUUGUACAUUUGCUCAAGAUGUUGCUGUUAUGAAUACUGCUGAAAAACAUUGUUGCGCAAUUGGGGAGAUCAGAAGGCGUGUCAUUGUGACUCCAGAUAUAGAUGACAUGGUAGAAAAUCUCACAUUCAUUCGACUAUCCGAAAGUGAUCUUCAAUUCAUCUGA